This is a messenger RNA of Amorphotheca resinae ATCC 22711, 4527 nucleotides long. RefSeq lists its product as hypothetical. Lineage: Eukaryota; Fungi; Ascomycota; Leotiomycetes; Helotiales; Amorphothecaceae. The transcript is spliced from 2 exons. Gene Ontology annotation, cellular component: nucleus. Gene Ontology annotation, molecular function: chromatin binding; methyltransferase activity. Bases 1 to 4527 code for a protein of 1508 amino acids. The record is from RefSeq and is a predicted model, not a curated record.
AUGCCGGCCCAAUUCCCAGAUGAGGACAACACAAGUGAACCUUCUGAUUUCCUAGACGCCUUCUACGCCGCGGUAGCAGUGUCCCCAUCUGAACAUGGAGCUGCGGCAGAUAUUUCCUCCUCGUCUGAGGAUAAGGAUACGGUUUUCGACACUGCUGAUCCCUUUGCCGACGAACUCCAACAACCUACUCCCUCUCUACUGCGAACCUACUUCAAGACUGAGACUCCCCCCAGCAGCGAUACUGAUAACGAACAAGACCUUGGGGACAAGUAUUCACCGACACAGAAGGACCCUUUGCGGGAGAGUGGAGGGUAUGACAUAGGGUUGCAUCUCCCGAACCAGCGCGUUCUCGAAUCAGUACAGCCAUCACAGCUCAGAUACCCCAAGUCCCAAUAUGCAGGCUACGAGUCCCCGCUACCAGUUUACAAGGAAUCAACUGCAAUCGAAGACCUCCUGCAGGAACUCGAUCGGCAAAGACUCGCAAUGCCCAAGUCUAAACGAACAAGUCCUUCUAAUGAUUAUGAAGAGUUGGAGUUAUCAAAUUUCGUCGUCUAUCUCCCCGACAAUCGACACCAUCCUUUUGAACUUUGGUCGCUACAGGACCUCGCCAGCAAAACUGCCUAUUCCUGCUUUUUAUUUGACGGUAUUCUCAGCGUGGGGAACGUUCAGCGUUAUGUGGAAGGAGUUCCUUUUGAUUUAUGCUCUAUUGGAAAUUAUGGCGAAGAUCUCCAUGAUGUGGGAGACAAUAUUUGGAUCCGAUCUACAUUGCUGGCCGACUCAGAGAUCUACUACCGUUUGAAAUCUCCAGCGCCUGAAUACGCUCGUUUCUACCAUAGUUUUAUGUGGGUAGCUGGUCUUGCAAAGCAUUUCGUCGACUACUGUCAAGCGGCUGUCGAUGAAGGGAAACAAGUCUCAGUUCACAAUUUCCGCACAGAUUUUUCUCGGUGGGUCCAAAAGAUGCACGGAGAGUCCCCAAGCUUCCAGUCAUGGUAUCGGGAAUAUGAGAGCGAUGAUUUUCGGCGGGCUGUUGCCGCAAACAUACAGUUUCUGUUCAAGGAAAGCAUUGGAGUCGAUGACGAGCUUCGAGCAAUGCCGAUAUGGAAUGAGCUCUUGGAGAGGGAUUUUAUCCCAGUACAGCAACCCAAAGAAUCUAAAACAGUCGUCACACCUUAUGUUUAUGAUUGCUUUGAGCACCUUCGCUUUGGUCACCUGCUGAAGUCGGUAAGGCCUACGACAAAAGCGCAGGAUCUACGCGCCUCUCAAGGAAAGGCAUUAGACCUACCAGUCGACCGGGCUGCGAGUCAUCCAGUUGUGGGGAUUCCUUUAUCAAAAACUUCAAUGCCUGUGAAAGGGCUUUCUGAUGACAAAAGUGUCUCUAUGGACGACAAAAAAGCAGACUUUCUUGCAGAAUUAAAGCAAAAGAUCAAGGCUAUUCGGGUUGGGGAUGUGCUAUCCGUUACGAAAGACGGUGAGGGCUCGGUGUGGAAGGACGAGGUCAGCCGUUGGAAGGCUGCUGACGACUGUUGGUAUAUAUACGUCCAAGAAGUUCAUGAAUCGAACAAGGGGAAACGCUCCUUCUCCGGCCUCUGGCUCUACAAAUCCUCGGAUACCUGUUGUGCCAAGAUGAAGUAUCCAUAUCCCAACGAGCUGUUUCUCUCCGAUAACUGCACCUGUUCCCACGGCCGAAUCCCAGAAGACGAGGUUCUGGAUGUGGUGACUGUGGCCUGGCAUGCGCAACCCUCAAAAGCACAGCAGGGCCUAUUCGUUCGACAAGUCUAUCUCGAGAAUGAGAAGUUUGAGACCUUGAAAGAGGUGCAUAUGCAAUGCGAACAUCUUCGCCGGCGGAAAGCACCUAUAAUCCCAAAACAAUAUCCUAUCGGCCAGACGGUUCUCGUUCCUCCGCCUGAGCGACAACCGAAACAUACUUUAGAACCGUACGAGAUUAUCGAUUACGUUAAGGAAGGGACCAGAAUAAUGGCUAUAUUGAGGCAGCUCUUACGGCGACGGGAGAUGCCAGGGCAGAGUGCUCGCCGACCAAACGAAUUGGUGUACAGCAGCCAGACUCACAAAGUUGAAGCAAAGAACAUAGAACGGACCUGUCUCGUCCGUUUUUACCGCGAGGAUGAAGUAGAGAAAAAGGCUAUACCCGCGCCUUACAACAGAGAUGGGACCGGAAAUGCGUUCUAUAUCACGACGAGACUUGUGGAGAAUGCCGGGCGCCAGGAAUUAAAACCUAUCCAUGAAGAUCUCCCGCAGACCAUGAUUCAGGGGUUUGAUCCUACGGCUGCACCGCCUCGCAAGCAGCUCCAAGGCCUGGAUCUCUAUUGCGGUGGUGGGAACUUUGGAAGAGGUCUCGAGGAGGGUGGAGCCCUGCAUAACAAAUGGGCUGUAGAUUAUGCGAAGAUCCCCAUCCACUCGUACUAUGCAAACUUAAAAGAUCCAGCUGCGACGAAGCUGUACUGCGGUUCGGUGGAUGACCAACUCUAUCAGGCUCUCCACGGGAAUCCGAAACGAUCAGACCUCGUCCCUAUGCCUGGCGACGUCGACUUUAUAUCCGCAGGGAGUCCUUGCCAGGGGUUCAGCAGCUUGAACGUCCGGAAGAACAAUGAGAAGGGUCUUAAAAACCAAUCCCUCGUUGCUAGCGUGGCGGCAUAUGUUGAUUUCUACCGCCCGAAGUAUGGAUUGUUGGAGAACGUCAUGACCAUGGCGCAAAAGGGACUUGGCCGCGAUGAGGACGUCCUUUCGCAAUUGAUCUGUGCUAUUGUAGGGAUGGGGUACCAGCUCCAGAUCUUCGUUUUGGAUGCCUGGUCCUGUGGCUCUCCACAAUCGCGGAGUCGGCUCUUCGUAUCCUUUGCGGCUCCCGGAUGCGAGCCUCUCGAACAUCCACAAUUGUCUCACUCUCACCCGUCAGGCAUCAGACAUCGAGGGCUUGGGAAGCUGGCUAAUGGCCAGUCCUUCGGUCAGCGCAUCCAUGGCCCAACGCCUUUCGAAUACGUGACCUCCUCUGAAGCUACUAAAGACCUCCCUGACAUUGGAGAUGGGCAAACCUACCAGUGUACGAAGCAUCCAGAUCAUGUCGUGCCUAUAAGUAUCUCCACGGAUCUGCGAUCUCAAAUCAACGCCAUUCCAACGUGGCCACGCGGGUCUAAGUUCUCUACUGCCUGGGACGAAGGGAACGGCGUUAUGACCAAGGAGCAGCGCAACCUGUUUCCGAGACUCACGAAAACUGGAAGGGUUCCUCAGUGUGUCCAGAAAGAGUCAAAUGCCUGGGGGAGAGUGCAUCCAAACCGUCUCUUCAGAACCAUCGUCGCCUGCACCUAUCCGCUGGAUUCUCGCAUGGGCACUUGUCUGCACUGGGAUCAGCAGCGGACGAUUACGGCUAUGGAAGCAAGACGAGCACAGAGUUUCCCGGACGAGGAGGUUCUCGUGGGUAACCCUCGUGAGAAAUGGAAAGUUGUUGGCAAUAGUGUCUCGAGAGCUGUAUCUCUGGCCUUGGGCUUAUCUCUCCGAGAGGCUUGGCUGAAGAACCCACCUGACGAUGAACCCAAAAGAGUGCCCGUGGCCAAAGAAGCCGUGGUAGCAGUCAAGCCUACAAAGGCCAACGCUGUCCAUCGAGCUGUUCAAUCAACCCGACCUCAACAAGUAAUCCUUGGGGAAGACUCCGACGAGCUUCGCGGCGAAGAAGCUACUGGGCGGAAGUUCGGAGGGUCGCUCGGCCCCCUUCCAUUGCGAUCACCUUCACCCAGCAAUUCUGAUACUUCAACACUUGUGUCUGGACCCAUAACCCAAACCAAUACCAAGCAGAAGUCUCUCAUACGGCAGCUACACAGCACGACACAAGAGACGAAAAUUUUACCACCCGUGAAAAAUCUCAAGCGGUCACACAGCAUGUUUCAAGAAACGAGAAUCCUACCUUCAGAAAGGGCGUACAAGAUCCCAAGGCUAACGGAUUCUGCAUCCAUCUCCUCGGGAUCUAAGGAAUCGACGCCUGGGGCUCCUAGUAGUGGGAUGAACCCAGCGAAAGGGGGAAGACGGUCUGUUGGUAAUUUGAGUUUGAGCCAGAGCAGUUGGUCUGCAAGCAGUCUGAGUUCGAAUCAUGAACGCAGAGGAAUCUCGAAUCUGCAUGCUCCCCGGAAAUGGACAUGCGACGACGAGGCUAGGGAUAGAAAUUCGGGGAUAAAUAACGAAGACAGCGAAGGAAAUAGAGGAAAACUCCCUACCACAUCCACAUCAUCUCUUUCCCCCUAUUCACACCCAAGCUCCUUCGGCGCCCUCCCAACCCAAGGACAGUCAAAAGCGCCCAACCCCACGCCCUCCAACCGCCAAUCCUUCCCCAACAUUCUCUCCGAAAACGAGAUCCUUAUCCCCAGACUCCUACCAAUCCCUAAACCAAAACCCCUCCCAGCGAAGAAGUACGUCCCGGUUGAUAACAGCAUCUUUAACGCCUACGCGCAGACGAGUCGCGUUAUGAGGAUGACUCCCGACACGCAUAACUCCCGCAGGAGGCGGGCAAGGAAGCGCUUGUAA